UGCUCACCAUGGUGCGUGUAAACAACGGAAGCAGGACGAUUGUUGUUGGUUUUUGAGCGAUUUCUGAGCAAGUAACAAGCACCUGUAACCCUGGAGCCAUGUCCAGUUCAGUGCCUGGCACACCCAGAAGGGUCCUCCCUCCCAUUGCCACUGGCUCAGACAGGGCAGCGCUGGAUGAACUGGAAAAGUCCAUCCAGGUGGAGCUGGCCAGACUGCGUGCAUCAUCCAGGGGCCCCAAUGAGCUGUCAUAUACAGUGUUCAAGGAUGCAUUUGAUCAGUUGAUCCAGCAUGCAUCAUCGUACUGUCACCUUCUGACAGCCAUCAAGGCGGAGUACGAGGCUGUGAUUGAGGACCUGCGAGAGGGCCAGAGGGAAGCCUUCUACCUGGAGGGGAGGCUGAAGGCCACUGCUGCAGAACCCACCACAGUCGUCAACUACAGGCGGAGAGCAGAGGAACUGCAACAAAAAAUGUCGGUGAUCCAGAGGGACAAUGCUCGCCUGGCAGCAGAGUUGGACCGUGUAAGGGCAGCAAGAGAAGCCAUGCUGAAGAAAGACGAAGAUGACAAAAGUACCCAGAAGCCCAGACGGACAGACUUCAGGCCCCUGCCCGGCUUAACAUUAGAGGAAAGCACUGAUGUGAAGACCCUGAGCAGGUACCAUACCAAGCUAGAGCAUCAGCUGAAGGAGCUGCACAUCAGCAGGAACACCAAGUAUGCCCCAAAGGUCAGGAAACAGGAGCUCAAGGACACCCUCACCAAGCAGGUCAACAUGAGACAUCAUUUGGCAGACAGGACUGUCAGGCUGAAGAACAGGUGUCAGAAGCUGAAGGUGGCUGUGGAAGUUGCUGGAGUCUACAAAGAGAACCCCCCUGAGAGCCACAGCCUGAGUGACCUGAUCACUAUGGCACUCACCACACAGUCCAUGGGAUUUGCUUUUAGAGGUGUGUCAGGUCAGCGUGACACGCCCUUCUCUUUUGAGGACGAUGACCCCAACAAGGAGAAGGAGGCCGAGAUGCUGCUGGAGUAUAUCGAUAAGUUCCACGAGCUGUUUGAUGAGGAGUGUUAUCAGGAUGCUGCCAUCCAUGCUGCGAACAGUCCCAAGGGCAUUCUCAGAACACCUGAAACUAUGGCCAAGUUUAAAGAUGUGGGGACUGAAGCCUUACUGGCAUACUGUGAGGCUCUGAUGUCCUCCGUGUCGGCCUUGUCUCACCUGCCCAGCCCAGAGGUGUGUCUGGAGUGUGUCAGGUGUGCGCUGUCUCAGCACAGACUGGACCUGGUCACUCACUGGAUAGCACAGAACAGCUUGCUACUGACUGAGGAAAUAGCCAAUGCCCUGUGCGAGUAUGCUGACCAGAACCCCCUGAGCGGCCCGGUGUGCCUGGCCCUUGCACAAGCGGUGUUCACAGCCAUACAGGCACACAGGCAGGCAGCUGUCUGUAUGUGCCGCCAAGGCAAGGUGUACAACAUGGUGGAGUAUGCACACGGCACUGGGACUUUCCAUACAGCUGACUGGGAACACGUGCUGCAGACGUGCCCGUCCCUGGAGCUGGCCCGGUCCCUGACACGGCCGUACAACGACCAGCCGCCAGCCCUGCAGCUGGGACAGGCAGUCAGCACGCUGCUGCAGACAGAGGACUACAUGAUCGGGCUGCAGCUGCUGCAGGAGACACACGACAGGUUCCCAUCAGGGUCCCCCUCGGGCAGUCUGCACCAUGCUGUGUUUGAUGACAGCACCACAACGUACGAGAGCUGGUUGCACAUUGCUGAGACUGCGGAGCAACAUGGCUACGAGGAUGUGGGGCUGGAGUUGCUCACGACUAUCAUUGUCAAAUAUGUGUUAAACAAGGUCUCUGAGGAGACUGCUUCUAUUCAGUACCUGUACGACCAACAGAUAUCCUAGGAAAAUGUCUUGUCAAAAAAAAUUGACAGGACAUAGAUAACAUUUGGCCCUCUACUACUAUUGUCCAAUUUAGGCUGUCCCCACACAAUCAACAAUUAAGGAGCUAUUAUCAUUAUUGAGGCUGCCAUCAGCCUAUCUGGUGAUGAGAUUGCUGUAAUACUUACAUGUACAUCUGUAGGUGUAGCUAUGAUUGUUGCACAUGGUUACAAGGCAGUGUUGGUUGAAAUGUCUUAAAGUUUGUACAUUAAAUGUUCCUGAAAAUUAACAUUAGACUGUUGGUUCAGAUGCCUCUGUUGAUUACAUUGUAAAUGUUCAAGAAAAUUAACAGACACAUUCAUAGGUACUGCAAAGCUUUAUUUUUCUAUAUACCCUUCAACAAAUAAUAAAUCAUCUGUGGUGGCAACUUAGGUGUCCAUGUUUUGAACAUAAUUACAUUAACAAAAUACACUAUGGCACCAUAUCUUUUUUUACAUCAAGGAUAUGUCACUGCCAGAGGCACACAUACAGGAUUUCUAUCCAUUCUGUACUCUAUACCCAUUUAUACCUUUAUCAAGAAUUUCUAUAUACAGUUCUUAUAACCAGUCAAUAAACCAACUUGUUUUUCAAA
Messenger RNA from Branchiostoma floridae (Florida lancelet), 2505 nucleotides. Its product is annotated as clathrin heavy chain linker domain-containing protein 1-like. The record is from RefSeq and is a predicted model, not a curated record. The coding region runs from base 99 to 1898 and encodes 599 amino acids. The transcript has 11 exons. NCBI's taxonomy places the organism in Eukaryota, Metazoa, Chordata, Leptocardii, Amphioxiformes, Branchiostomatidae.